AAGCAAUAAAUAUGAAUUUCUGGGAGUACUAAAUUUCUUUAAAGAUAGCCUAUCAGCAAUGGUCUGAACACGGCAUAUUGGUAGCGCAGCGAGGAAGUUUGGUUUUCGAUGUCUUUCAAUAUUUUACAACCUUAAUUACCUCACAUGCUCCCCUUUUCUACACUCUCAAGUCUCAUAAUAAAUCUUUCAUUCAUUUCCCACUCUCCUUAGCUUCUCCCUCUAACCUCUUUCUCUCUGGUUUUUAGCUAGGCAGGAAAUUAAAAAGAUAUGUUGAGACCUUUUCAAGAAUCAUGACUUUCCAAACCUUUAAUGUCGGGAGAAUUCUUUGCUUCUUUCUUCUUGUUUUUCCCUGUCUUGGGCUUAACAUUGAUGGGGUUCUGUUGAUGAGUUUUAAGUUGAGUGUUUCCGGUGAUCCUCUGGGCGUUUUCAGUAACUGGAACGCCGGCGAUGAGACGCCGUGCUCAUGGCGCGGCGUCACUUGUGAGGCUCUCCGAGUUACUGGUUUGGCGCUUCCCGAUUCUCAGAUUCUCGGCUCUCUCGUUUCCAGUCUUGGAAUGAUUCAAUUCCUUAGGAAUCUUGACCUCUCUAAUAAUUCCAUCAAUGGGUCCAUUCCUUCCGCUCUCUUUGCCGCUUCGCAGCUUCAAAGUUUGGAUUUUUCCAACAAUCAAAUCUCCGGGCAGUUGCCGGAAACCGUUGGGCGGCUCAGGAGUCUUCGGUCUCUUAAUCUCUCCGGUAACGCGUUAGCAGGGGUGGUGCCGGAAAGUUUAACGGGUCUUCAGAAUCUGACGGCCGUUAACUUGAAAGAUAAUUACUUGUCCGGGUCACUUCACGGCGGGUUCGACGCCGUCCAAGAAUUGGAUUUGUCGUCUAAUUUGAUAAACGGGUCUUUGCCUCCCAACUUCGGGGGAACCAAUCUGCGUUACCUCAACGUUUCCUUCAACAGAUUCUCCGGCGAAAUCCCGCCGGAAUUUCCCAGCAGGAUCCCGCCGAACGCCACCCUCGAUCUCUCCUUCAACAAUUUCAGCGGCGAGAUUCCAGACUCCAGUGUUUUCUUGAACCAGGACGUGAAAGCCUUCGCCGGGAACCCGGGACUGUGCGGCGUCCCGCUGGAAAACCUCUGCCCCGCGUCGUCGGAACCAACUUCGCCGCCGGCCAUCGCCGCCAUUCCCAAAACAAUCCACUCAAAUCCCGCGGCGGACUCGCCGGAUUCCGGUUCCUCCCCUGCGGCGUCACGCACCCGUCUCAAAACUGGCUCGAUUAUCGCAAUUGUUGUCGGAGACGUCGCCGCAGUCGCAAUUCUCGCCCUGAUUUUCAUCUACGCCUAUCGCGCCAAGCGACGGAAAGCCAUAGAAGGAACCAUAAAGAAAGAAGCGGAAAGCGCAAAAGACUUCGACUGGGCAUCAUCCUCCGCAUCCCCCACGGAAUACAAUUGGCUAAGGUCAUGGACGUGUUUGAAGACACAGAGGCACGCCGACGCCGACGCCGACGCCUCCGACGCCGCCUCGGAAACCACCGCCUCCGAGAGCUCGGAGUCGCCGAAAGGGCAACAGCCACAACUGCAAGCAGAGCAGAAAACCGGCGAAUUGGUAACCCUAGACGGGGAAAAAGAAUUGGAAUUGGAAACUCUGCUUAAAGCCUCGGCUUACAUUCUCGGCGCCAGCGGCUCCAGCAUACUGUACAAAGCGGUGUUGGAAGACGGCACAACCCUCGCCGUCCGGCGCAUCGGCGAGAGCGGCUUCGAACGAUUCCGGGAAUUCGAAACCCAGGUCCGGGUCAUCGCUAAACUGGUACACCCGAAUCUAGUAAGAAUUCGAGGAUUCUACUGGGGCGCCGACGAGAAACUCGUAAUCUACGACUUCGUCCCCAAUGGCAGUCUAGCCAAUGCACGUUACAGGAAACCCGGAUGUUCACCGUGUCAUCUGCCGUGGGGGGUGCGGCUGAGGAUUGCCAGAGGGGUGGCGCGUGGGCUGAGUUACAUUCACGAGAAAAAGCAUGUCCACGGGAAUCUAAAGCCCAGUAACAUAUUAUUGGGCGGGGAUAUGGAGCCCAAGAUCGGGGAUUUUGGGCUUGAGAGGCUCAUCACUGGGGAAAGCAGUCACAAGGCUUAUGGGUCGGCCCGUAAUUUGGGCAGCAAGAGGUCCACUACCUCUCGCGAAAGCCUACAGGAUUUUGCAUCCGGGCCUACGCCCAGCCCGAGCCCGAGCGCGCUGGGUAUAUCGCCCUAUCACGCACCCGAAUCACUUCGGAGUCUCAAGCCCAACCCGAAAUGGGAUGUGUUCUCUUUUGGUGUGGUGUUGUUGGAGUUUUUGACCGGAAAAGUCAUCGUUUCUGAUGAAAUGUGUCCCGGGCCGAUGGCCGGAGCCGUCAAGUUGGGGGAUGAGGAAAAAAGUAGGGUGUUGAAGAUGGCUGACGUCACUAUCCGUGCUGACAUGGAAGGGAAAGAAGAAGCCUUUUACACACUUGUUAGAUUAGGAUACAAUUGCAUAUCUCCUGUUCCACACAAAAGACCAACCAUGAAAGAAGUCAUCCAAGCGCUUGACAACUUCCCAACCACUACUUCUCCGUCAUACUAUUAUGCUAUUUAACGUAACAAUGAUGAUAAGGACUCGGUUUUAGAGACAGAUCCUCUGUAUGUUUGGCUAACUAUUCUUUUUUUACUUUUAGAUAGAAUAGUUAUUAGAAUGUGAUGGUAUCUCUUUUAAAAAACAUUGUCGUAUAUUGUUGUCACACCUCAUGACCUUUACAGAUGUUGAGUUGGAUCCCUUUGCAUAAUCCAUUAAUCACACAAUAUAUUAAGAUAUUUGUGUUCA
Molecule: messenger RNA, 2810 nt
Organism: Ipomoea triloba (trilobed morning glory)
Lineage: Eukaryota; Viridiplantae; Streptophyta; Magnoliopsida; Solanales; Convolvulaceae
Product: probable LRR receptor-like serine/threonine-protein kinase At4g37250
Exons: 2
Coding region: 291-2585 (764 amino acids)
Biological process (GO): protein phosphorylation
Molecular function (GO): receptor serine/threonine kinase binding; protein kinase activity; ATP binding
Source: RefSeq, a predicted model, not a curated record